Cynara cardunculus var. scolymus (artichoke) is the source of this 852-nucleotide messenger RNA. RefSeq names its product NADH dehydrogenase [ubiquinone] 1 alpha subcomplex subunit 13-A-like. Bases 162 to 593 code for a protein of 143 amino acids. The transcript is spliced from 3 exons. The record is from RefSeq and is a predicted model, not a curated record. Lineage: Eukaryota; Viridiplantae; Streptophyta; Magnoliopsida; Asterales; Asteraceae.
GUGAGCGCAAGUUAGCAGGAUUAUUCACUCCCUCAAACUCUACCAUCAUCGUUUCCGCUGCUUCAACCUUUUUUCCCAUCCGUCCGGCAUCCGCUGAAAUCUUCCGUUGACAAUUCUGUAUAUUUCCGGUAGAGAGGGCGCACAACUCCAAGGAGCCAACGAUGACGGAGGCGUUCAUAAGGAACAAGCCAGGGAUGGCGAGCGUGAAAGAUAUGCCUCUCCUUCAAGACGGUCCUCCUCCCGGCGGUUUUGCUCCGGUACGAUACGCACGGAGGAUCCCUUCGAAGGGACCCAGCGCCGUCGCUAUCUUUCUCGCCGCUUUUGGAACUUUUUCUUGGGGUAUGUACGAGGUCGGCAAGGGCAACAAGAUCCGAAGGGCAAUAAAGGAGGAAAAAUAUGCUGCCCGUAGGGCAAUUUUGCCGAUGCUUCAAGCAGAAGAGGAUGAAAGAUUUGUGAAAGAAUGGAAGAAAUAUCUGGAGGAAGAGGCUCGGAUAAUGAAAGAUGUGCCCGGGUGGAAAGUUGGCGAGAGUGUGUACCACUCUGGAAAAUGGAUGCCUCCUGCAACUGGCGAGCUCCGUCCUGAGGUCUGGUGAAGUCCUUGGAUGCAUAAAUGCCAAUUCAUGUUGUUGCAAGGGAAGGCACUUCUUUAUAAUAAAAUCGCAGUUGAAUCACAUAUUUCUAAAUGUUAAAUGAGCUUCUGUUGUUUACAUCUAUGGGCUGCUUUCUUCUAAACAUGCUGCCAUGGUACCUGAAUUCAUUUGCUGUUUCUGAUUCUGUAUGGGUUUUUGGUAAUCUGCCAUUGAACUGCACGCACCCUCUUCGGUUUUAUGAUAAAAAGUUUUCAUGUUCUUC